Messenger RNA from Macrosiphum euphorbiae (potato aphid), 1830 nucleotides. NCBI's taxonomy places the organism in Eukaryota, Metazoa, Arthropoda, Insecta, Hemiptera, Aphididae. The record is from the annotation of a GenBank genome assembly.
AUGGAUAAUAAUCGAUAUAGUAGUGUUUGGGAACAUUUUACUAUAAUUGAUGGAAUUCACGCAAAAUGUGAUAUUUGUAAACGUAAAUACUCUUAUAAAUCCACACUUACAAAUUUGAAAAAACAUUUAUCCAACCGACACUUAAUAAACUGUUCACCAGCCAAUAAUCUAGUGAGUCAAAAUCAAAACACACACCAUGAUAAUAUUGACAAUCCAGACGACUCAGAAACUCGUGAUCCUCAACCUUCUACAUCUGGAUCAUCAAUGGCACCUGUAUCUUCAUCAGCCAGUAUUUGUAUGUCGAGGCCAACUGAAGUUGCACGUAAACGUAAGCAAACUAGCAUAAUUGGUUAUGUUCCUAAAAGAAUGACUGUUGAAAGUAAAAAAAAAAUUGAUGGGGCUCUUUUAAAAUUAUUUACAAAAGACUACCAACCAUUUAGAGUAGUAGAAGAUGAAGGGUUUAAGGAAUUUGUGAAACUGUUAAAUCCAAACUAUAUUCUUCCUGAUAGACACUCUAUAUCCAAAACAUAUAUACCAGCUUUAUAUGAAAAAUGUGUUUUUGAAAUGAAAGAGUUGGUUGAGAAGGAAGCUGAAAGUGUCUGUAUGACAACCGAUUGUUGGACUUCUCGUAACAAUGAAAGUUUUAUGGCUGUCACUAUUCAUUUCAUCGAUAGUAAUUUCAGCUUACGUUCAGUUCUCCUUGGGUGUUUUGAAUUUAAUGAUCAUCACACAGGACUGAAAUCCGUGGGAUGUUUUGCACAUACUAUGAAUCUUGUCGUUCAAUCUUCCCUUACACUGGAAAUUAGUUUGUUAGAUCGAGUAAAGGCAAUUGUUACACAUUUUAGAAAAAGUACUGUGGCAAAUAAUAAACUACAUACUUAUCAAAUUAAUAAUGGCAUCAGUCAACCAAAAAAAUUGAUUCAAGAUGUUCAGACUCGUUGGAACUCAACGUUUUAUAUGAUAAGUAGGUUUGUUGAAUUGGAGGAUUCUAUUCGUGGUACAUUAGGUUUACUGGAUAAAGCGCCGGAAAACCUUAAGGGUGAAGAAUGGGUAAUUCUAAAAGAAAUGUGCCAAGUACUUAAGCCUUUUGAAGAAGCUACCAGAGUAGUAAGCGGAGAAAAAUUUAUGACAGCUUCACUGGUCAUUGUUUUGUCUCAGGGUCUAGUUGAUGUAUGCCAUAAAAUGUCUAAAAUGAAUUAUAACACUAGAGUUCUUGAUAUUGUAAACAAGCUAUUGUGUACUAUGCUUGAAAAAGACACCUGGAAAAAUUUAGAAAAAAGUAGAACAUUACACCGAAGCACAUUUUUAGACCCUCGUUUCAAAAAUAUACCUUUUUUGCAUAGUACAUCUAUUCUUGAGACCACAAAAGAUGAUAUCAUUGAACAAUUGACGGGGAUUAUUCGAAUUGAAAACAACCAAACAGCAGAACGUAAUGAACAAAUUCCACCACCUGAGAAUGGUUCUGAAGAGGUACGGGACUUGCAAACUUUUGGACAUCAAAGUAUAUCAAUUUGGGAUACAAUUGAUCGUAAUGCAGCAGAGGUACUACCUACUGGAACAUCAACAUCUCGUGCAAUCAUUGAAGUCCAACGUUAUUUAGAAGUUGCUAUACUGCAAAGAAAUAACGAUCCGUUAAAUUGGUGGCGUGAAAAUAGUUAUAACUAUCCGUAUCUACACAUAUUAGCAAAAAGAACACUAUGCUGUUUAGGUACAUCAGUACCGUGUGAAAGAGUGUUUUCGAAGGCUGGAUUAAUUUUAAAUGACCGUCGUUGUCGUCUGAAAAAUGAUAAAGUUAAAAUGCUUUUAUUCCUCAACUAUAAUUCAAAUUAA